GUGUCGCGGAGCAGCCCUCGAAGGUUCAAGAUGAUGCCGUUUCCCUCUCCAUUGCACCCACCUCUGAGCCUGAAGAGCCUGACGAUGUCUUCGAUUCCAGAGUCCAGCUGACUCGACAGCAGCAACGUGGCGAGGAGGAUGAAGACAUGGGAGAGGACCCGAAGCCAAAGACUACCCGGGGCCGGGGUCGCGGCGGCGGUCGUGGUCGGGGCGGAAGGGGAAAGUGCAUGAAAAAGCCCGCUGCUGCCGAGCCUGCUUUCCAAGUGGAGCGUGAGAAGGACGACGAGUCGGAGGAGCGGAGGGAUCUUGGCAAACUCUUGGAUGCAAGCAAGUUGAAGGCUGCCAAGCCUGGCAAAGCCUUGCCUGCAGCGGAGACAGGCAAGCCGAAGGUCAAGAAGCCGGAGCCGACAGCAACUGGGUCAAGCAAGACGAAAAAGGCAAAGGUUGCCGAGGCAAAGGAUGAUGUGACCAAGCAGGGCAAGAAACGAACCCGCGAGAAGAACUCCGACGCCGCUGAGGAUGGUGAUGGUAAGAAGGUGAGAAACACCUUCGCCAGACGACCCCGUCCCAAAGAGGGAGCGAAGCCGGCCGUGGUGGCCAAGUGGCAUGGCCUUGGGCAGAUCUACGACAGUCAGAUUGGUCCUCUUCUGUAUGCUCCCAGCAAGUACGAGGAUUUCGGGGUGGACGACUUCUGGAAGUUCUUCACGACGAAAUGCUCCCAGCAGACUUGCGAGACCGUCGAAGAGAUCACAGCUAUGGCUGAGAAGAUUGUGCCCAAAUUCCUAAAGGGUUGCAAAGGCUAUGAAGCAAAAUCUCCCGAGGCUGACUAG
Symbiodinium necroappetens is the source of this 830-nucleotide messenger RNA. The record is from the annotation of a GenBank genome assembly. NCBI's taxonomy places the organism in Eukaryota, Dinophyceae, Suessiales, Symbiodiniaceae.